GAGUGCCGCUGAGCUGGACAGAGCAGACAGACAGACACAGAGGAGGGCUGGUGUAUGGAGGAAGGUACCCUCAUGCCACCGUGGUUUACCGGGAAUUAAAAAUCUGACGCCCAGCGUUGCGCGGCGGACGCUGUCGGAGGAAUUAGAACACAACACAACAAAAUGCAUCUUUUGGUGAUUUGGAUACUGAUGGCGGCUCUGCAGUUUGUUGUUCUGAGUGGAGAGACCGAGCGGUCGUUGUCAAGCAAGCAGGGGUCGUUGCCAUGCAUGAGGGGGUUUACAAAGGAGAAGUACAUCAUCGAAAUGGACCAAGAGCUGGCAAAGGGACAGGCUGUCUUCAACAUGAGCUUCACAGACUGCGGUGGUGGGAGGGUGUGGUUCGAGGUUCAAGAUUCGUCUGAUUUCAGGGUGAGUGAGGAUGGUGUGGUCUACACCCUGCGGUGCCUCAGUCUGGCAGGAAAGGAAAAAGCCUUGGUGGUUGUCAACGCUCAAGAUCUGCAGUCCAAACAGGUCUGGAAUACCACAGUGCACCUCCACAUACGUCCAAAUGGCAACAAUGCAGGACCUGAACAGGUAAAGCCAAGUGAUGCAACACUGACUCAGCCUCUGCCAGAGAUCAUGUUUCCAUGGCACAGCAUAGUUGUCAGGAGUGAUGGCAGUCUGAGGCGCAUGAAGAGGGACUGGGUCAUUCCGCCUAUCAAUGUCCCCGAGAAUUCACGAGGACAGUUCCCGGAGGACCUAGUUAGAAUCCGCUCAGACCGGGAUAAGAACCGGAUGCUGCGUUACAGUGUGACAGGCCCUGGGGCAGACCAGCCUCCGACCGGCAUCUUCAUCAUCAACCCAAUCUCAGGCCAGCUGUCUGUCACCAAACCUUUGGACAGAGAGCACAUCUCAAACUUUCAUUUGCGAGCCCACGCUGUGGACCUUAAUGGGAAUCAGGUGGAGAACCCCAUUGACAUCGUCAUUAAUGUCAUUGAUCAGAAUGACAAUAGACCGGAAUUCACACACACCACCUUCAACGGCUCUGUACCGGAGGGAUCCAAGCCUGGAUCCUUUGUGAUGACAGUGACAGCGUUGGACAAAGAUGAUCCAAAAACUGCCAAUGGGAUGCUGCGAUAUAAGAUCCUCUCCCAGAAUCCCCAGAGUCCCUCCUCCAACAUGUUCACCAUUAACAACAAGACUGGGGACAUCAUCACUGUGGCAGCAGGCCUUGAUCGGGAGAAAGUCACCGGGUACACCCUGAUCAUCCAGGCUACAGAUAUGGAGGGAAACCCCACUUAUGGCCUGUCUAACACUGCCACCACUGUCAUCAGGAUCUCUGAUAUCAACGACAACCCCCCAGAAUUCACCACAGACACAUUCUUCGGAGAGGUUCAUGAGAACAGGGUGAAUGUGAUCGUUGCUAACCUGACUGUGACAGAUAAAGACCAACCUCACUCUCCAGCCUGGAGCGCCGUGUAUCGAGUCAUCGCUGGAGACCCCACAGGACGCUUCUCCAUCCCUACUGACCCCACCACCAACGAGGGUCUGCUCACUGUGGUCAAGCCGAUAGAUUUUGAGCUGAACCGUUCAUUCAUGCUGACAGUGGAGGCGGAGAACGAGGUCCCGCUGGCCCGAGGCAUCCACCUGCCCCGUCAGUCUGCAGCAACUGUCUCUGUACGAAUCCUGGAUAUCAAUGAGAGUCCAGAGUUCAGCCCCAACCCCAAGUCCAUCAAACUGGAGGAGGGUCUACCUGCCGGGUCCCUGCUUACCACCCUCACUGCCCAGGACCCUGACCGCUUCAUGAGACAAACUGUCCGGUACUCCAAGAUGUACGACCCUGCCAACUGGCUGGAGAUUGACCCGGUUAAUGGUCGGAUUUCCACCAUUGCCACCCUCGACCGAGAGUCUCCCUAUGUCAAGAACAACCUCUACAACGUUACCUUCAUGGCUUCUGAUAACGGUAUCCCACCUGCCAGUGGGACAGGCACCCUUCAGAUGUAUCUGCUGGAUAUUAAUGACAAUGCACCUCACGUGUUCCCCCCUGAGGUAGAAAUGUGUGAGAAACCAGAUCCCAACAACAUCAGCAUCACAGCCAGUGACCCCGACCUGACCCCUAAUGCUGGACCCUUUGCCUUCGAGCUGGCCAAUCGUCCAUCAGACAUACGCCGCAACUGGACGCUCAGUCGUCUCAAUGGCGAGUAUGCCCAGCUUCGACUGCGGAUCAGCUCAUUGGCUAGUGGGAUCUACGAGGUUCCAAUCAUGAUCACAGAUUCUGGUAACCUCCCAAUGUCCAACACAUCCUACCUGAGGGUCAAGGUGUGCCAGUGUGAUCACCAUGGAGACUGUGUGGACAUGGAGCGUAUCAUCGCUGCUGGACUGGGCACCGGAGCCAUCAUCGCCAUCCUUAUCAGUAUCAUCAUACUAUUAGUGCUGGUGUUGCUGUUUGUGAUGUGGAUGAAGAGGAGGGAUAAGGAGCGUCAGGCCAAGCAGCUCCUCAUUGACCCAGAGGAUGACGUCCGAGACAACAUCCUCAAAUAUGACGAGGAGGGAGGUGGAGAGGAGGACCAGGACUACGAUCUGAGUCAGCUGCAGCAGCCUGAUGCCCUGGAGCCAGAUUGUGUCAAAGUGGGGAUCAGACGUCUGGAUGAGAGGCCACUCAAUCAUGACCACCAGUAUCCCCUCCGCUCUGGUGCCCCCCACCCUGGAGACAUAGGAGACUUCAUCCAUGAGGGCCUAAAGGCAGCAGAUAACGACCCCACCGCUCCCCCAUAUGACUCCCUGCUGGUGUUUGACUAUGAGGGCAGUGGCUCCACUGCCGGUUCCCUCAGUUCCCUGUACUCCUCCUCAAGCUGCGGAGACCAGGACUAUGACUACCUCGGCAACUGGGGGCCACGCUUCCGCAAGCUGGCCGACCUGUAUGGUGGAGGGGAGGAUUAGGACCCUUAACCCCCACCAACAAAAACCACCCUCCCCACCCUACCCUUGCUCCGAGGCUCAGGUGUGGGUGGGGUUAAGGAAAGAGGAUAUGGGUAAACAUGGGGUUUGGAUUGGCGCUUCUGUUUUACCACAGGACAGCUUGUAAAGAGUCUUGCUGCCUCUUGAGGACAGUUGAUAACACUAGAGACCAUCCUGACCUAGCAAGGCCUGGUAGUGGGGAGCAUUCAGGCUAAUGGACAUUUUCAUCCGAGCACUAGCCCCAGAGCUAACAAAUGUGAGCAGCCAGAACAGUGCACUCAGAGGGGAUGUUCUCUCUGGGAUGGUUAAGAGCUACGACAGCCAUGCUACAGAUGCUCAUUACACUUGAAUCUCACAGUACAGGAGCACUUGGGUCAAAUGUGCCUUUUUGUACAUUCUUUUGAUUGUGUUCAGUAUUGAUUCUGUACAUUGCUUUAAAGCUCCUGGUGUUUUGCAACGGCAACUGGAGGAGCACUUCACCAUGAUAAUGACUGCAUGCAUGUGUGUUUGGGUGCCACCUUAUUAUUUGUGUUUUUGUGUGUGUGUGUGUGUGUGUGUGUGUGUGUGUGUGUGUGUGUGUGUGUG
Xiphias gladius (swordfish) is the source of this 3522-nucleotide messenger RNA. Its product is annotated as cadherin-2-like. Lineage: Eukaryota; Metazoa; Chordata; Actinopteri; Istiophoriformes; Xiphiidae. Gene Ontology annotation, molecular function: cadherin binding; calcium ion binding. Gene Ontology annotation, cellular component: intercalated disc; neuron projection; catenin complex. The record is from RefSeq and is a predicted model, not a curated record. The transcript has 16 exons. Bases 163 to 2919 code for a protein of 918 amino acids. Gene Ontology annotation, biological process: adherens junction organization; regulation of axonogenesis; cell-cell junction assembly.